Molecule: messenger RNA, 1860 nt
Organism: Trematomus bernacchii (emerald rockcod)
Lineage: Eukaryota; Metazoa; Chordata; Actinopteri; Perciformes; Nototheniidae
Gene: pitpnab
Product: phosphatidylinositol transfer protein, alpha b
Exons: 10
Coding region: 1-846 (281 amino acids)
Biological process (GO): phospholipid transport
Cellular component (GO): cytoplasm
Molecular function (GO): phosphatidylcholine intramembrane carrier activity; phosphatidylcholine binding; phosphatidylinositol transfer activity
Source: RefSeq, a predicted model, not a curated record
AUGACGAAGGAAACAGCUUCUUAUUGCUCCCUUCGAACACACUUUCUGUCUCAGUUCAACCUGUCUUUCUCUGUUUUCCAGUACCAGGUCGGCCAGCUGUACUCUGUGGCUGAGGCCAGUAAGAAUGAGACGGGUGGAGGAGAAGGAGUGGAGGUGCUCAAAAAUGAGCCCUACGAGAAAGAUGGAGAAAAGGGACAGUACACACACAAAAUCUACCAUUUGCAGAGUAAAGUGCCGUCGUUCGUCAGAAUGUUGGCUCCAUCUUCAGCUCUCAACAUCCACGAGAAAGCCUGGAACGCAUACCCAUACUGUCGCACAGUUAUCACUAACGAGUAUAUGAAAGAGAACUUCCUGAUUAAGAUUGAGACAUGGCACAAACCGGACACGGGACAUCUCGAAAAUGUUCAUGGUUUGGAUCCAGAAACCUGGAAGAAGGUGGAUGUAGUCUAUCUUGAUAUCGCUGACAGGACCCAAGUGGAGCCGAAGGACUACAAGCCAGAGGAGGAUCCUUGUAGGUACAAGUCAGUGAAGACGGGACGAGGCCCUCUAGGACCCGACUGGAAGAAGGAACUUCCUAAGAAGACAGACUGCCCGCACAUGUGUGCCUACAAACUGGUCACUGUCAAAUUCAAGUGGUGGGGCCUGCAAAACAAAGUGGAGAGCUUUAUUCAAAAGCAAGAGAAGCGUUUGUUCACUAAUUUCCACCGUCAGCUGUUUUGCUGGAUCGACAAGUGGAUCGACUUGAACAUGGAAGACAUUCGUCGCAUGGAGGAGGAGACACGCAAGGAGCUAGAUGAGAUGAGAGUGAAGGACCCAGUGAAAGGGAUGGUGGCUCUAGAGGACUGAGGUUGUGUCGGACCGUGAAUGCUGCUGCUCAUCAGCCCGGACUACCCAGACACCAGCGGAUUCACUUCCUCUUAAUAUUCCAACUGACACGACACCUGACCGGCCGGUCCACCCCCCCCCCCACACUCCCCUCCCGCUGUACAAUCUGGUUUUCAGGGACCUGGACCCAGUAAACUCCCAGUUUUCAGAUGAUCUCCUCCAACCCAUCCCACCUCCCUUGAGUCCCAUCCACCUCUUUUUAGUUUUUCCAUCCAGUGUCCCCAUCUUAUUUCCUGCUGAGGCCUCCAGUAGCGACACUAUAGAUCCUACAGUCCUUCUUCGUUCUUUCUCUGUCACUAAACUGUUCUAAGCUACAGAGGAAAUGGUGUCAUUUAUCUCUGCAAUUUAGGAUUUGUUUCUACUUUAAAUAUCCCAAUGGUGUAUAUGUACAGUAUGCCGUAUAUAGGGGAGUUGAAUAAUUGUAUUGAAAUAUAUAUAUAUAUAAAUAUAAAUAUAUAUGAACAGGGUUUUUAAAAGGAUUUGUCUGUAAGUUUGUCUGAGGAUGUUUAGUUUUUCCAGACCAAGCUGUGCUCAUUGUUGAGUUCUGAUCCUGUGAUUUUCUUUCUUUAUUGGAUGGGGGAGGCGUUUUCAUAACACCUCCAUCUCUACAUUUGUGUCAUGCAAUGUUUCCUUUUGUUGUCCAAAUCAAUUUGCAAAGUCCACCAACUGCAGCUGCAAAGUUGGGAUUGUGCUGAGAGUGUUAUGUAGUCUCUGCUAUACUCCUGACCUAAUAUCUCCUGUAAUAUGCUGAGGCAUUCGUUGGCUUUCCUGCGGCUUUGUGAGUUUGUGGGUGUGUUUGUGUAGCGUUGUAAGGUCAUCAAGGUUUUCCUGCCAUGUUUUUUUAUUUUUUUAUCUCAUCAGGUCAUUCCUAGCUCUGUAGUUUCAUCAGGCUGUGCAAACAGAAAAUGCAGUAAUUCUCACAUGCAGUAAUGACACACACACACACACACACACACACACACACACACACACACA